Messenger RNA from Pseudonaja textilis, 1000 nucleotides. The record is from RefSeq and is a predicted model, not a curated record. NCBI's taxonomy places the organism in Eukaryota, Metazoa, Chordata, Lepidosauria, Squamata, Elapidae.
AAAUGUAACAAAUUCAAGCAGUGGAGUGAUACUUGAAGAAAUCAGUGAGCCUGCAAAUGAAACAGACAUGCCUGAUGAUAACUGUGGAUUAGCAUCCAACCAGCCUAGAUUUCUCUUUAGUCGGAUAGUUGGCGGUGAGGAAGCUGUGCCGUAUUCUUGGCCUUGGCAGGCCAGCUUGCAGAUUUUGGAUGAAUACAUCUGUGGUGGAGCUGUUCUCACAAGAACAUGGAUUGUUACUGCUGCUCAUUGUUUAAAAAAAGAGGGAAAAUAUCAAGAUCUUUGGAGAGUGGUGGUGGCCACUCAUGAUAUAAAAGAGCAAGAUCAGAGCAGCCAAAAAAGACUGGUGAAGCAGUACAUCGCACAUCCAGAUUUUAACACCAGUACUCUGGAUUCAGACAUUGCUCUAGUGGAACUUACCGAGCCUUUAGAAUUCAAUCACUAUGUUCAUCCAGUGUGCCUCCCGGAGCAAGAUGAGAAGAUUGAACCUUCAAGGAUUUGUGUCAUUACAGGAUGGGGCAAUCAGUAUGAAGGUAAGCAUUUUCCAUUCCAUCGAAAAAAUAUCUUGAUGAGCCAGAAUGAUUCUUAUCCAAUUUGUCAGCCAUGGAAGUAUAGAGCACAGUCAAGUAAACUGCAUCAACUCAGAGUUCCUAUUUUGGUUUCUGAAGAAUGUCAGAAAUACUUUGUGAACCAUCCUGGUGUGGUCAAUGAAAGGAUGUUCUGUGCUGGAUUUCCUGCAGAAGGGGGAAAGGAUGGAUGUACAGGUGAUUCCGGAGGUCCACUGGUUUGUCCCACAAAAGACUCAAGCUACUACACCCUUAAUGGAAUAAUUAGCUGGGGCUUUGGUUGUGGAAGAAAAAGCUAUCCAGGAGUCUAUACAAAUGUUGCUGCUUUUGCUGAUUGGAUCAGUCAAUACAUAUAUGGAAAAAAUAAUUCAUCAAGUAUGGCAUGAAGACCUUUGGAGAAGACAACUAAAUAAAGGCACAAUUCUGAAGGGCACUCC